Molecule: messenger RNA, 1458 nt
Organism: Cuscuta europaea
Lineage: Eukaryota; Viridiplantae; Streptophyta; Magnoliopsida; Solanales; Convolvulaceae
Source: the annotation of a GenBank genome assembly
UUCAAUUCAUGCUAUAUAUACUACGUAUUUAUUACUUGGCAUAUGUCAUAAUAAUAACACACAAGUACAUUCCAAAAGUAACCCGCCGUACUUAAGUUAAUCAUCGACCAAUCACCACCGCACCACCACCACCACCACCACCACCGACAAUGGUCGUUAUGGGGCCGACAGUGGUUCUGGUUCCCCAACUUCUAUUACUCACAUGUCUCUGCAUGUUUUUCCUGAACGCUUCCUACAGAAUCGUCACAACUUACUGGUUAACCCCACGACGCAUCAAGAAAACCAUGGAGGCACAGGGAGUGUUCGGCCCCAAACCCCGGUUCCUCGUCGGAAACAUCCUCGACACCGCCGCCAUGCUCGCCAAGUCCUCAGCCCAUGAUAUGCACUCCAUCCACCAUGACGUCGUCCCCCGCCUUUUGCCUCAUUUCAUUGCCUGGUCCAAACAAUACGGAAAAAGAUUCAUAUACUGGAACGGGAUUGAGCCAAGGAUGUGUUUGACUGAAAUAGAUUUGAUAAAAGAACUUCUCACAAAGCACAACGCGAUUUCGGGAAAAUCAUGGUUACAACAACAAGGAUCCAAACACUUCAUUGGCCGCGGCCUUUUGAUGGCUAACGGCAACGACUGGCACCACCAGCGUCAUAUUGUCGCGCCAGCCUUCAUGGGAGACAAGCUCAAGAGUUAUGUGGGAAACAUGGUGGAAUGCACCGACAAAAUGAUCCAAUCCCUUGAAAAAGCGGUGCAAUUUGGGCAGCCGGAAGUCGAAAUCGGCGGCCACAUGGCCGCCCUCACCGCCGAUAUCAUUUCACAAACGGAGUUCGGCAAUAACUGCGAAAAGGGCAAACAGAUUUUCCAUCUCUUGACCGAUCUUCAGCAUCGUUGUGCACAAGCUAGCCGCUAUUUGUGUUUCCCCGGCAGCCGGUUUUUCCCAAGUAAACAUAACCGAGACAUAAAAUUUCUAAAAUUAGAGGUGGAGAGACUGCUAAUGAAUAUAAUACAGAGCAGAAAGGAUUGCGUGGAAAUAGGGCGAAGUAGCUCGUAUGGAAAUGACUUGCUAGGGAUGUUGUUAACGGAAAUGAAGAAGAAGAAAUGUGAGGAUUUAGGGUUCAAUUUGAAUAUGCAGUUGAUCAUGGACGAGUGCAAGACUUUCUUCUUUGCUGGUCACGAAACCACUGCCUUGUUACUCACAUGGACCAUAAUGCUCCUGGCCACAAACCCUUCUUGGCAAGAAAAAGUCCGGUCCGAGGUUAGACAUGUCUGUAACACCGACAAACAGCCGCCGACCGCCGACCACCUCUCCAAGCUCACCAUGUUGAACAUGGUGAUCAAUGAAUCACUAAGACUAUAUCCACCAGCAACUAUUCUUCCAAGAAUGGCAUUUGAAGACUUCAAGCUUGGUGAUCUUCACAUCCCAAAGGGUCUCUCAAUAUGGGUCCCAGUGCUAGCCAUCCAUCACAGUG